This is a messenger RNA of Ctenopharyngodon idella (grass carp), 9963 nucleotides long. RefSeq names its product mucin-2. The record is from RefSeq and is a predicted model, not a curated record. Gene Ontology annotation, cellular component: extracellular matrix. NCBI's taxonomy places the organism in Eukaryota, Metazoa, Chordata, Actinopteri, Cypriniformes, Xenocyprididae. The transcript is spliced from 23 exons. Bases 7568 to 8569 code for a protein of 333 amino acids.
AUUCAGCUGUAAAUUGUUGUCCAGAACGGAACAGAAGCAACACUUUGUCAGAUGGUUAGGAUAAGCAGGGGCUUGUUUUUGGUCGGAUUUCAAAUUGUAUGUCAGUCACCAGUCCUCGGCAUUGAUAUAUUUAAACGACUACACUUUUUAUUGUAAAAAUAUCUCUUUUGAGAUUAAAAAAAAACGUGAUUUGAAUGCGAGUCAAUGAAGGUUUCUGAGCCUCCAUGCGCCCCCUGGAGGAAGAAUCCAUGUUGUCUCUUAGAAAACGGAGGACUUUAUUUACACAAGACAAUGUUUUAUCCAUUAGUCUUCAUUUCAUUUUCAAAAUAAGCUGCUAAAUGGUUUAUUAAUCAUGUUUUGUAUUUAUUUUGCAGGUUCUAGCAGUGAAUGUUAUUUUUACUAAUCCACAUCACACAUGUAGACAGAAGCUGUAAAUUAUUCACAUUCUGUCAUAAAUAUAAAAAGUGCACUAAAAGCUUGAUUUAAAGGUUCAUUCAAGGAACACUACGUAACAUUUAAUUGUUCAAAUUUUCAACAAUCAUCAAGUAUAUCAUCAGUUGAAUAAGUCAUGUACCAACUGAUUUUAUUCUGUCCAUUUUUGUUAUGCUGGCCAAAAGUCUCUUCACAUCCUGAUAGCAAUCACUAAGUUAAGUGGUCUAAAUCUAUUUAUAUGUAUAUAUAUUGUCUGUGGGAGGCGUAAGACCAUAAAAUGUUUCUCCAAUCAUUGCAUUCGGUCCAAAUACAAAGUUACGAUGUCCUAUCUGCUUGUCAAUUUUCAUACCUCCGCGCACCUAGCUCACGCAGACAUCACAUGUCAUGAGUGUGUUUCAUGCAACCUAAACAGCAACCACCUUUUACAGUUCCUCCUAAACCAAAAUAACAAGCUUAUGCUGCAUUCAUGCCAUAACUACUGUAAUUUGGAAGAGAUGGAAACCUGUGACGUUAUACUCGGAACAGUUUGUGACUCGAAUUUAUGCGUUUCAAUGGCAACACUAUCAAUGCCAAAAUGAAUCUGCAGCAGUCAGGUGGUACAGGUUAUGUGCUUUGAGACGAGGUACUUUAGUUUAAUGUUACAUUUUUCCCAAAUAAACCAUAAGUUUAUAACGGUUUGUUGCAUACAUUUAAUUGGCUGCUGUGCCAGUCUAAUAUUAUAUAUUAUUAACAUUGUUUGUGAUAGUGGGUUCCCACCAUCGCUGUUCACUGUCAGUGAUGAGUGAUGCGGAAGUGUCUUUUUUUUCUAAUUUGCUUUGGUCUUGUCAUGAUGUGUCGGCUUACAUUACAUUUUGUUAGUUUUGUGUGCCAUAUGUUUUGCAACCUGGUCAGUUGUCACCAUAUUCUGCUGAAGUGCACACUGAUUGUGUGAUGAUGAAUUAUUUGUAAUGAGGAUUUGCAUUUUAUGACAUUUUUGUUUUAUUUUGGUGAUAACUCUCACACUCACUGUGCUGUUUGCUUGUUUGCAUUUCUUGAUAAAGAAACGUAUGCAGUACUUUCGAAGAGGACACAGUAAGCUAGGCUCUGGCACUCCACUAGUCCAGGUCCAAGAGGAGGUCAUUUCCCUGGUGGAGUGGGUCAUUAAGUACUGGGUUUCAUUUUGUAACACAGAAAUAAAUUAGUAUUCAUUGUAUUGUAUUCAACAGUGUUUAAAUAAGGCAUAGGUUCGGCUCUAGGAGGAUUUAAAAAAUAGAUGGUUGGGCCAAUUAACAGCCAGCGAUUUUAUUACAAAUAAUAAUAAUAAAAAAAAAAUGAAUAAACAAUUUCCACAAUUUAAUGAGUACACAAUGGUCUGGUUCCCACUCAACACCACGAAAAAAAGAAAAAAAAUUCUGUAAUUCUCAAAUGUCAAUGUGUAAAGACCUUUUAUGUUAUUUUCUACCCUGGUAGUGUGUGUGUACUAAACUCUCAAGUUCAACGGAUCCGUGUAGAAUCACAAUGACUCUUUUGAAUCACAGAUCAGUGUGACUCAUGUGACAACAUGAACAUGAGCACACUUGACCACAUAAAAGUGUAUAAAUAUAUGACGCAUCUUAUUGUACAUCUUUUUCACUCGUAUACUCACGGAUGUUGCAAUCAUUCACCCGUAAACAAAUUAAUGUUGUACACAAGUUAACUAACAAUUUGACCUCCUGAACAUACAAAUACAUUCUUAAACAUAAUAUAUAACUCUGAUUUUUUUUUUUUUUUUUUGACCUUUUCCCCCGGUUUCACAGACAAGGCUUAAGCUAGUCCUGGAUUCCAGCUGACCGCAUUACAUAUCGCUGCGCCACUGAGUGUGUAUGUUGCUGCUAGCAACCACUCUUAGCAACGUAAACAUAUGUUUGUUCUCUAUUGAUUUUGUUCAUUGAAGCUUACUGCAUUUUAUACUACGGGGCUGUUGAAUGCUCGAAUCUGAUUGGUUGAUCAAUGUUCUAAGGCAGGGAUUCCCAAAGUGUACGCGAGCUGCCACCAGGGGGUGCGCGAGAGGAAAAAUGUAAUGGCGGUCUGUUUUUUUAAGUGGGAUUUUUCCAUACAAUAAAAAAACAUGAACAGUAAACAUUUCCUUUGUAAUCGCUUUUAUUUUAAAUAAAAAACUAUAAUUGAUUAGUUUUGGAUAGAAACGUAGAAGAAGACAGCUACUGUCUUCUUCUACGCACUGCUCUUCUUUUAUGCACUGCAGGCUAGGCUAUAUGCGUGCCAACUCGUUUCAUUCAUUCCAUAUAUAUAUUAUAAAUAUGCUUAACUGGCUGAAAUCAGGGAAACUGUCGAGUGGGACGUCUUAUGAUAAAGUUGUUAGUCACGAAGGAGGAGAGGGACCAAGAGAGAGUGAGGAUUUGGAGGCAACAGAGACGGAGAGAAUAGAGAAAAGAAAAUGAGCGGGAGUCAGAAGAUGCGCCGGAGGAAACCGAAGAGGAGGGAAGGAGAUGGCAAAAAAGAGGUGAUGAGGGUGAAAAUAAUCGUGCUUUCUGUUACUGAGCCUGUGUCUGUCACUCGUCCUCUUAAAAGUGGAAGCUUGUGCGUAGCUUUGUUGCAUUAUAUUGAAACUUUGUUGAUGUUGUUAUUGUCAUGCGUUUUCUGGUUAUUUGUUAUAGUCUUUAUAUGGCGAUAAAACAAAGCUUUGUUGCGUUUUUUUUUUGAAGUGGGGAUUGGGGGUGCGCCAACCCGGUUGGGACAUAGAAGGGGGUGCGCAGGAAAAAAAGUUUGGGAACCGCUGUUCUAAGGUAUGCAAUUAUUUUCAGGGAAACGCACGCCUAUUAGGCGUCGCCUAAAGUAGUUCUAGGCAGGUCUCGACCGCAUUACACUUCGCCAAAUGAUUUCGGUUAUUUCAAAAGGUACUUACAGCCUACAACCGCAAAAGAAACGAAACUCACAACGACACCUACCAAGCAAAUAAAUAUAGUAAACUAUAUGAUGAAAACGACAAAUUAGUGUCAUGGUUUUUGCCACAAAAUACGUUUUAUUGUGUCCUGAAAGCGCACUCUCUCUCUCGCUUUCAAACGUACACACGUACUGUAUAACGUUAGUACGGACACACACUCGCACAAGAAACGUUUUGUCAGCGCUGCUCUGGCGAAUUAAUCAGUAAAAUGACUUACCAGCGAGGUAAUAACUGUGAUUCUUGAGGUAGAUAAACUUAUAGUUUCGUUCCGCUAUUAGUAGACUGCUGCCAUUAGAGAGGCACAGACACUCAGGUAGACUAAUUCACAUAUGCUCAUUAUCUCUCUCUUUCUCUCUCUCUCGUUCUCUGUCUCUCUCUCAAGUGCAUUAAUAACUGUAUCAACGGUAUUAUUCUGCUAUCAAGGCUCAAGACUCCGUUACUAGUUCUGAAAUUACGUUUUCGAAUUAGCAAUGAGAUGCGUAAGAAAUUAGUCACACACACACGAGUGUUUUAAGGACAAAAACCUGACAAAUGUCUUGAAAUACACCAUCGAAACAGUGUCUUGAGGUAUGGUAACCAUAGUAUAAGCUGAAUAAUUGACUGCAUUUUUAGACAGUAAUGCACACCCGAGGUGUAACGGCCACGAUGCGCCUCGGGUGUGCAUUAUUUUUUAAGAAUUCAAUGGCCCGUCGUCAAUUAUUCCUUACAUGUAGAGAAGUAUUGUGAGAGAGAUAUCGAGUGACCGAGUGUAUUACCUGCAUUCAAAUUUAGUAUUUUCCUUCAGGUCAGUCCUAUGUUCAUAAUAAAAAAUCCAUUUGAACGUCCGCUGCGGUCUUGUCCUUGUUUUCCCAUGCUCUGCUGACACUGACAGCGCUAGUCAAAGCAUUUGUGUCUUGUUCCGUAUUCACAACAAGUUUCAAUAUAAAAAAGUAUUUGCGACUGCAGUGACUCUGACUGAGUGACAAACUCAUAAAGACAAUCUUUUGCCAUCUAAUGGCGUAAUAAAUGUAACUUCUGUUGCUGUUCACGGUCAGAAACUAUUUUUUCCAGCGGAAGAAUAAUGAUUUUACUUAAUGAAAGUUGCAUUAAUACAUAUUUUUUGCCUUUAAUAUUUGUAUUGUGUGGUAACCGUUUUAUAAAAGCAAUAACAGUAUAACAACGCCCCUUAUCUGUUAUAAAUUCACUGUAAACCACGGCUUCUUGGGGCUUAUUGCUUUAUUUGAGCUGUUUUAACUGAAAGCAACUUGUACUGACAUAUCUUAAAAUACGUCACUGUGUCUCAAGAUGCACACCAGUAAUGUUUUUUCUAGUGUACGUUCAUAAAAGACACUUGAAUAUCCUAAUUGAACUAAGGCCUAAUCCUGGCUUAGGCUAAGCCCUGUCUGUGAAACCGGGCCAUAGAGAAAGAUGAAUGUCAAUUAGUUCAAAGUAAUGCAAAAAUUAGCGAAACUCACCAGAGUUCUCGUAAAAGAGAAACCUGUAAUCAAAAGCAUUGACCGGUUCAGUGACAGGAUGAAUUGACAACCUGAACAAUUAAUAAGAGUCUUAAUAAAAGAAAAUACACAUGAAGUGAAGAAAACGCAAAGUUAACUUGUAGUACUGCAACAAUAAGUUUACUAUAGGACUAAAAAAAAAGAAAAAUAUCAAUGUACAACUCAAAGGGGUUACUUUUUUUUUUAAUGGCUGCUGCAUGAUUUCUUCAUUCAUACUUUAAAAUAACCAAAAUAAUUUUUCUAAGAGAACCAGCUAAGAGCAGCAGCUAAUAUCGUCUUUGUUCAGAAUGGCACACUUGCUUUCAGCUUAGUUACAGCAUACUUCACAUUUUACUUUUAUACUUUUAAAAAAUUACAAGACAUAUUUUCUUUUUGUUUUAUGUAUAAAACAGAUUAGUUUUUCCUCCAGUGGAGUUGUGACACUAAAUGGAAACAGACCAUUCAAGCUUCCAGCUACCACAGGUCCUGUGAGAAUCUUCCAGCCCUCCUCCUCCUACAUUAUUGCUGAUUUGAAGAGUCUUCGUCUAGAGAUCCAGUUGGCUCCAGUAAUGCAGUUGUAUAUUGUAGCCAGCACUGAAGAGAAAGGGAAAAUGAGUGGUCUGUGUGUAAACUAUAAUAACAUCCAAACAGAUGACUUUAAAACGGAAUUGGGCAUUACAGAGGGCACAUCAACAACCUUUGUCAACUUUUGGAAGAAAAACUCAUACAGCUGUCCAGAUCUUGCAAACACAUUUGACAACCCCUGUAGCCUGCAUUCAGAGACAGAGAAACUUGCUGAAGACUGGUGUUCCCCUCUUAAAAACCCGAACGGAGUCUUUUCACCAUGUCAGUCAGAAAUAUGUCCUGAGACUUACUACCAAGUGAGUCUUAAUGCACAUAAUGAUACGCACAUGCACAAACGGGAUUUGGAUUUGUACAAAAAAGAAAAGCAACGGCACCUGUACCAUCUACGGUGAAGGUCAUUUCAAGACUUUUGAUGGCAAGAGAUAUUCCUUCCACAGAGACUGUGAACACACCUUGGCCCAUGAUUAUUGCAAUAUGGACCAGACUCUCUCCUUCCGCCUUGUCUGAGAACAAACUCUGUGAGACCGCCAACACCAUCUGCAAGUCAAUCAGUCUCAUCUUUGGGGAUGUUUUCCUCAGUGCCCUUCAGACACUCCAUAUCUAUUGGAUGAAACCAUGACUUGUGUUAAACAAUGUAACUGUACCUAUAACAAUAAGCAGUUUCCUGCUGGAUCAACAGUGUACACCUCAUAUGAGAAUGGUACAUGUUCCACAGCUGUAUGUAAGGAAAAUGGAGAAAUAAGCUUUAAAAUUACUGAUUAUUGUUCUACAACAACUACUACAAUGACAAGCACAACUACUACAGUACCUACUACCACUAUUACUGUAACACCACCAUCUACAAUCACAGAAACAUUUACUAUUACUGUAACACCACCAUCUACAACAACAGAAACACCAUUUACUACUACACCAACUACACCAAUUAGAACACCUUUCUGCAAGUGGUCAGAGUGGUUUGACAACAGCCAACCCAGCACAGAUGUCGAUGGAAAGGAAAUUGAAUCCAUCAGUACAUUGUGGAAAUUGGAGAAAAUAUCCUGUGAGAGACCAGACAAAAUUGAAUGCAUGACAAAUUAUGAUGAUAAAAACAUCACAGGCGAGAACUGGAAGCAUGAUCAAGUUGUGUCGUGCAAUACAUCUUUUGGACUGUUAUGUUCAAACAUAGAAAAUUCAUAUGAAAAAUGCUAUAAUCAUCUAAUACGUGUAUUGUGUUGCAACAUACCAUCUACAUCCACUACAAUUUCUACUGCAACAACAACAACUACUGUAACACCACCAUCUACAACAACAGAAACCUAUACUAUCACUACUACCGUAACACCACCAUCUACAACAACAGAAAUAUUUACUACCACUACGACAACAGAAACAUCUACUCCCACUACUACUGUAACACCACCAUCUACAACAACAAAAACAUCUGGGACCACCCCCACAACUUCUGUAACAACAACUACCACAUGUUACUGCACAUACGGCAAUGUAACAUACCCAGCAGGUUCAACAGUCUACCCUCAACAGGACGACUGCUUUACUGCUUACUGCAACUCCUCUUGCCAUAUUGUAAAAAAGAUUCGAUUCAACAAUAAGAGAAGCUAAAGACAAUCCUCACAUACUAUUCUUUUUAUUGUUUCAGUGUAUAACUAGUAUAAAUAACUAAUUUCUAAUAAAUAAUUUAAUAAUAUUUUGUAUUAUUGUACUACUUUGUAGGUAAAAAAAAAGACCUGAAAUGAAUUAUGACCCUGUUUUUUAACCUUUGUUCAUCAUUAUUAUUGAACUCUUUUAUUUUUAACAGACAGACACGUGCACUAUCAGAACAUGCAAAGAUGGAAAAGUCAUCUCAGAACCUGUACAUUGUGACCCAAUAAUUGAAAAUCCUAAAUGUGUUAAUGGCAUUCCAUCUGUGAAGGUGUAUUAUAACAAUGGAUGCUGCUAUAAGUAUAAGUGUUUCUGCAAGACCUGGGGUGACCCUCAUUACGGAACUUUUGAUGGACAAUAUUAUGCUUUUCAAGGAAACUGCACUUAUGUUUUGUUCGAAGAAAUCAUCCCAAAAUACAAUAUCAGUGUCCAUGCUAAAAACUAUUAUUGUAAUCCUACAAAACAUCUUGCUUGCCCUGAGUAUGUGAUUGUGUAUUACAAAAACUACAAAAUCAAGAUGACAAGUGACAAUAAUAAAGUGGUUCAUGUCUAUGUUAAUGAUGUCGAGAAGAUGCCAACAUACAUAAUUGAUAACAGCAUCAUCAUCACCAGUACUGGCAUGAAAGUGAGACUGAACAUCUCUGAAAUCCAAACUGAGAUUACAGUCAGUGCUUUAAACAUCGAAAUCAAACUCCCAUUCUCCUACUUCCAUCAUAAUACUCGGGGGCAAUGUGGGUAUUGUGACAACAGCACCAUAGACGACUGCAGACUUCCUAAUGGAACAAUCGACAAAUCAUGUGAGCACAUGGCACAGUUUUGGAUGGUCCCCCCAGGAUGUGAUUACCUCCUCCUUCUCCUCCUCCUACAGGACCAACUCCAACUAUACCUCCAACCAUUACUAUCUGUGAAAUCCUCAAGAGCAAUCUGUUUAACAGCUGCCAUACAGGAUGCCGUUCCCUAUAAGGAAUAUUAUGUGGCAUGUGAAUAUGAUGUAUCCAGAAUGGGAAAUGAGUCUCCUGCCUGCGCUAGUCUAGAGGCCUAUGCACAGCUAUGUGGAGAGACGUCUAUCUGUGUGGACUGGAGAAACUCCCCUAUUCUCAAAGGGCUAUGUGAAUAUAAGUGCCCCAGUAACAAAGUCUACAAGGCAUGCGGACCUAAAGUGGAAAAAUCCUGCAGUACAUCGUACAAUGCUAUGUAUGGGGAGAAUGAAUGCAAAGAUUGUAACCAAACUGUUACCGAAGGUUGUUACUGUCCUGAUGGCCAAUAUCGGGUUAAUAUGACAUCAAAUCUGUGUACAGCUUACUGCGAUUGCAUUGACCCUGAUGGAUUACCUAAAAAGGCUGGGGACACAUGGACAUUUGAUUGUCACACAUAUAAUUGCAGUACUUCUGGCAUGCCUUUGAAAGAGCUUAUAAAGUGUCCAACUGAGAUGCCCUGUGGUGACGGAUACAAAAGCACAGUUAUAAACUGCUGUUCAACUUGUGGGGAGUUAAGGAUUGAUCAAGAGUCAGAUGGCUGAUACAGGGUUUCCUCUUGAUUCAAGAUUUAAAAAUGUGUUUGACAGACUCUCAGCAGUGACUAUGAAUACAGUAAAAGUUGUUAGUAAUUGCUCACAUGGUGCAUGGGCAAGAACAACAAGGAAUUCAAAACACACAUGCACUUUAAAUGGCUCACCUGGUGCACCUCAGCCAUAUCACCCUGUUGCCCUGGUUACUUGCCAUAAAAUUAAUGGCUUGUUUGUGAUUAAGAACAACAUCACAGAAUGAAGUUCAAGUGAUUGUAAUCCUGGGUUUGAAUAUGUGAAAAAAGAAGGAGAGUGCUGUGGAUCAUGUACACAAGUGGACUGUAUUUAUGAUGCCCCAGACAACACCAGACAGACUCUCAAGGUUGGAGAAGUCCACAGUUACACAUGUGAAAAUGUUACCUGUCGUGAAAUCAAUGGCUCACUUAUGACUGACAGGAGCACUGAGAAGUGCUCUUAUUUGAGUUCAAGUGACUGUGAUCCUUGCUUUGAAUAUGUGAAACAAGAAGGAGCGCGCGGUGGAUCAUGUCAACAAAAAUGCUGUAUUUAUAAUGCGCCAGACAACACCAGACAUACUCUCCAGGAUCGAGAGGCGUACAAGUUCAAAUGUACGACUGGUACCUGCAUUAAAGCGAAUGGCUCGUUUGUGGUUGUGGAGAGCAUUAAAACAUGCCCCGACUUUAAUCCAGAGGACUGUGUGCCUGGACCAACCCAAUUUGACAUAGAUGGAUGUUGCAGGAUCUGUGAACCCAAGAACUGUGUUCUUGAGAAGAACAUCACCCGUCUGCAUGUCAAUGGUUGCACUUCCAUCGAGAAAGUAGAAGUUACUUCCUGCAUUGGCCACUGUGACAGCAAAUCAAUGUAUUCGAUGGACAUGAACGAUAUGACGCACAGCUGUUCUUGCUGCAAGGAGGGUAAAUUCAGCAAUAGAAAUGUGACGCUGAUGUGUGCCAAUGGCAGCGAGAUCUCUCAUGACUACAAGUACAUAGAGACCUGCAAAUGCACUACAAUUGAGUGCGAAAACAAGAAGAAGAAGAAAAAAAAAGAAAAGAAUAAAAGGUCCUCCUUACUGCUGAUUUGAACAUGACUGAGAAAUCUGAAAAAUGUUAAAACAUAUAUAUAUAUAUAUCCGAAAAUGACAGUAGUUAUGAUUUAAGCUGAUUGUUGCAGUGCAUUAAUGGCUAAAUUUAUUUUUUCUUUGUAGUUUAAUGCAGGGGCAUGGUUAACUCUAAGCAUAAUCUAUUUUGUUAUGUCUUGAAGGGGAUCCUGGGCUUUUUAUUUUUUCUUUUAUUUGUUACAUUCUCUGGUAAUGCAUGCUAUAAUAACGUCCUGUACUUUUCCUUCCAAUGAAAUGAAUUAAAAUCACAAUAAAGCAUAAUAAAGAGCAUCAA